Messenger RNA from Sardina pilchardus (European sardine), 2027 nucleotides. RefSeq names its product E3 ubiquitin-protein ligase TRIM35-like. Gene Ontology annotation, molecular function: ubiquitin protein ligase activity; protein binding; zinc ion binding. Gene Ontology annotation, biological process: protein ubiquitination. Gene Ontology annotation, cellular component: cytoplasm. Bases 504 to 1883 code for a protein of 459 amino acids. The transcript has 7 exons. The record is from RefSeq and is a predicted model, not a curated record. Lineage: Eukaryota; Metazoa; Chordata; Actinopteri; Clupeiformes; Clupeidae.
AGUAUUCCACUGUUUCCCCACAUCAGUACACAAAAGAUCCGAUUUCUAGUAACAGAUAACACCCGCGUUAUCAUCAGGUGGAUCAGUCUGACUGACAGAGAGAACCAGUUUCACAAAGAAUGUUCAAGUUUGUGUACAUUCCCUGAACAGUACUGUCCAAUGAGCAGUCACCUUUUACAGAACAACUCCCACUGACUGACCUAACCUGAAGAAGGCAGAGAACAUAUUUCUCAUAAACUAAUUUCCCAAGUCAUUGUAGCAGUACAUACAAUGUUUAAUAACAUAUUUUCAGUAGGUUAAUCCAAAUUGUAAAGGCUGAUGCACUGUGAGCUUGUGGAUUAACAACAUUAAGGACUCUGGAUUGUGCUAAUAAGAUGAAGUAGUCGUGAAAACAGCCACAACUGAAGGGCGACAACAACGUACUGGAUCAAUCUGACAAGGGGAAGUAAUACGUAGCAGUGAAAACAGCCAAAACUGUAGGACAACUACUUCUUCUGGAGGAAAUGGCUUCAAGAGCUUUCUCAGAAGAGGAUUUAUCCUGUCCUGUGUGCUGUGACAUCUUCAAGGAUCCCGUUCUUCUGGACUGCACACACAGUAUCUGUAAAUCCUGCCUGCAACAGUUGCAGAGAACCAACAACGCGAGAAAAUGUCCAAUCUGUAGAAGCAAGAACUCGCGGGACAAGUAUCCCCUCAACCUGGUUCUGAAGAACCUCUGUGAGACGUUCCAAAAGGAAAUAAGUCAGAGAGAACGGUCCUGUGGUCUGCAUCUUUCUGAAUUUACACAUUUCUGUAAAAAUGACAAUCAACUGGCGUGUUCAAGGUGUCAAGACACAAAACUCCAUAAAGACCACAACUUCAGUCCCAUCGAUGUAGCAGGACGUGAGCAUAAGGAAGAGCUGAAGAUCAGACUGCAGGCCUUACAGAAGAAGUUGCACACCUUGAAGCAAGCUGAAAGAUCCUAUGACGAAACUGCCCAACAUUUGAGUGUCCAAGCUCGGCACACAGAGUGGCAGAUCAAGGAUGAGUUUGAGAAACUUCAUCAGUUCUUACGAGAUGAAGAGGCAGCCAGGCUAGCUGCACUAAUGGAGGAAGCCAGGAGAAAGCGUGAGAUGAUGAAGGUGAAGAUUGAGAAGAUGAGCAGAGAGAUCUCGUCUCUCUCAGACAAAAUCAGAGAAAUAGAGGAGGAGAUGGGUGCUGAUGACAUCACAUUCCUGCAGGCCUACAAGAGCACAGUGGAAAGAGCCCAGUGCACACUGCAGGAUCCAGAGAGAGUUUCAGGAGCUCUGAUCGAUGUGGCGAAACACCUGAGCAACCUGAAGUUCAGAGUCUGGGAGAAGAUGCAGGACAUUGUUCAAUGCACUCCUGUGACUCUGGACCCCAACACUGCACACCCUCUCCUCACUCUCUCUGAGGACCUGGCCAGUGUGAGCGUCCGUGAGCACAGGCAGCAGCUUCCUGAUAACCCAGAGAGAUUUGAUAGUUGCCUCGGCGUCCUGGCCUCGGAGGCCUACAACUUGGGGAUCCACCGCUGGGACGUGGAGGUCGGGACCAGCGAGAUCUGGCUGCUGGGCGUGAAGGCCGAGUCUGGCCAGAGGAAGGGAGGGGGCUCCCUCAGCAGUAGGGUCUGGGGGGUGUUUCACGUGAACGGCGAAUACACAGCGGAGUGUCCAUCGCAGCCGGAGACGGUCCUCACAGUCCAGAAGAAGCCCCUGAGGGUCAGAGUGCGGCUGGAUUCGGACAAGGGACAGCUCUCAUUCUCUGACCUCGACAGUAACACACAUCUCCACACGUUCACAGACACCUUCACUGAGAGGGUGUUUCCCUGCUUCAUCACUCACAUGUCCUUCAGGAUCUUGCCAGUGAUGGACAGUUCCUUGUUGUAAUAGUCUUAUCUGAUUAGUGCUCAUUUAUGAGAAGGUUGGGUAUAGGAAAUGGAAGGAUUUUUUCUGCUUCACUUCUGUUUGAACUCACAUCUUUGUCAGAGCUGUUAAUUGCAUUUCUGUCACUGUAAUGAAUAAAUAAAAAGA